AUGUUUGACAUGGCCAAUUCCUGUAUUACAACUAGUGAAGAGAGAAGGGUAAAGAAUGCAAAUUUACCAAAGAUUUAUUAUGCAGGCGAAAGAAAGGCGAGUGCGAAGUACACGCAACAGGAUAGGGAUACCGAAGACUCCGACUGGGAGACUCCCAGGGAGAGUAAACCCAAAGAAGCUCGAUUCCCCUCAGGGAAUCCGGAAGAACUCCGUCACAUAGGGGAGAUACUAGACGCUUUAAGGGCUUCGUGCAACUAUGGAGGCAAAGUGGAACGUAUUCUGGAAGAGCUAGAGCUAAGACUCCACCUCCAGGCAUGGGGCCAUGACAUGGCACCCAGUAUAAGGGUUUAUUGUUUAGCUAUAGGUAUCUCUGAUAUUAAGUUCCCUAACUUAGCAGAAGCAAGGAGGGCACUGGUAGAGCUGAGUAGACGUCUGUUUGCGGAAGAGUCAAGAAACCAAGGAAGAGGAUGGACAGAGGUAAAACCUGAUGUUAUAGAGCGUUUCGAGAGUACUCGGAACUACAAGCCGUACCAGUUUCCCCGGAGACCCGAACGAGUGUCCGAAUGGGAAGUUUGGUUGAGUAGAGUCGCCACAGCCAUAAUGAUGGAACUUACCACAUUCCCUGAGCUGAAGGCCGAAAUUAUGGAAGCACCGGAGAAAUAUCCAUGGGGCUGGGAUGAAGUGAAGUUCAACCAACAUUCCAAGGAAGUACUCAAACAACUUUGGAAAACCAUGCAGGAGUAUAUACGAAUAAUGGCUCCGAGAGAACGUAACCCGGAGACUAAAUCGUCGCCCAAGAACAAGUCCAAAUCCAGUCGAUCCACAGUAGUAUGCACCAAGUGCAAGCGAAAAGGCCAUUCUCAAGAGACGUGCUACGCCAAGACGCGAGACGCGCAAGAUCGACAAAAGGAGUCCUCUGCAGGCCGGGCGACGGGAAAAGAGGCCGCUUGGAAGACACUGGCUCGGAUGGGAACUGCAGACAGCAUGGCUCUUGUAGACACGGGGGCAUGUGCCACAAUACUGAGAAAGGAAGUGUAUACAGAGCUAAAACAAGAAGUUGGCGUAAUGGGAGAAGGGUCGGCAGGGAAGGCUUGCGGCCGCGGGCGAGAAGUGGCAUGCGGGCCUGCAGAGGGGCGGCUUAGUAGAUGGCGCGCGCUGGAGGGAGUCUGCCCGGAAGAUCUAGCUGGAAGGGGGCGGCAGGCAUGCAGGCCCGGCGAGGAUGCGAAAUAG
This is a messenger RNA of Nematocida major, 1230 nucleotides long. RefSeq lists its product as uncharacterized. NCBI's taxonomy places the organism in Eukaryota, Fungi, Microsporidia. The record is from RefSeq and is a predicted model, not a curated record. Bases 1 to 1230 code for a protein of 409 amino acids. The transcript has a single exon.